AUGCCUCUCCCCAAUGGCCAGGCCGCUUGGCCGCCCCCUAAUCCAUUGCAUCAUAUAAACAGCGCUACCAGUAUCACCACUUCCACCGGUUCUGCUGAUGCUCUCGCUGCCGCAUCCGCCGCCAACACGUUGAUGCCUGAGGCAUCCAUCGACGCCGAAGAUGAUGCUCGGCGCGCCCUCUUCGCGGAUCUCUAUCGCAACACGGAGGACAGGGUCGCGCUGCUGUUCCAGGAUGAUGGGUCCUACAACCGACCCCUCAUCGACGCGCUGCGCCGUCCAGAUGGUGCCGCCGCCGCCUCCCUGCUUACAACCGCCACCAACAACGCUGCAUCCCCGUCCGUUCUACCCCCGACUACCGAUCACGAGCCCGUCAAGGAGCCUCCUAUGAAGAAGGCCAAGAGGGCCAUUGAUGAAGACGACUAUGACGACGAUGAUGACGACGAGGAGGACGCGCCCGUUACCGCCUCCGUCCCCACCUCCAAGCCUACAAAUGCUUCGGGCGCUCUCCUAUCCCCCUCCAAGUCCGGCUCCUCCCCCGUCCAAUCUGUCAACUCGCCCAAGCUGGCGGACAAGUCUCUGUCUCAGCAGGAUGCCGGCACUGCAUCAUCUUCCUCGAGUCAGCAGCAGCAGCAGCAGCAGCAGCAGCAGGCCAAGACUGGCGGCGCUGGCGACGACGGUAUCAAGUCUCUAGAGGAGGCGCGCAUCGCGACAGAGGAUGCCGCGCGCCGCAGCUUCCACACCAUAUUCUACACACUUGAGAAUGAUCGCGCCGCCAUGCUAGAGCAGCAGCGUCUCGAAGACUCGGAGAAGCAGCUUCAGGCGGAGAUGGACAACAACGCUGUCACGGCCCCCGGCGGCGGCGCCCCCGACCAGAACCAGGCGGGCAACGCCGCUGCCCAGGGCUCCCUGAGCAGCACUAACCUCGGAGCAUCCAGCCUCACUCUCAAGCACCUCAUUGCCCGCAUAGACAUGAAACGCGACCAGGUCGAGGCCUCGGAUGCUGAGCUCAGAACCCUGAUGAACGAGGUUAGGAAGAAUCGUAGCAAGUGGGCCAGCGAAGAGAAUGUCAACCAGGAGGAGCUUUACGAGGCUUUGGAAAAGGUGCUCACCGAGCUCAAGGCCCAUACGGAGUGCUCGACACCAUUUCUCACUAGGGUCAGCAAGAGGGAGGCCCCAGACUAUCACAAUGUCGUUAAAACACCAAUGGAUCUCGGCUCCAUGACCAAAAAGCUGAAAUCGUUAACCUACAAAUCCAAGGUCGAAUUCGUUGCCGACCUCAACCUCAUCUGGGACAACUGUCUUCGAUACAAUCAGGACAUGAACCACCCCCUGCGCCGCAUGGCCAACGGCAUGAGAAGAGAAGCCGAGAAGCUUAUUCCCCUCAUUCCGGACCUGGUCAUUCGGUCGCGUGCCGAGGUUGAGGCUGAGGAGCGACGAAAACAGAACGGCGGCGACGACGACGCGGGCGAAGAUUCAGAUGACGAUGCGCCCAUCAUGUCGUCGCGAGGACGCGUAACGGCCACCAAGGGAGGAGGCGCUGCUUCCAGCAAGUCACGCAAGACGACGGGCGGCGGCAACGGCGACGACCACCAUCAAAAGGAGGACACGCCCGUCGUGGACCAGAAGCCAGUGUUGCAGGUCAACGGGCUCCUGGGCAAGCACGGCCGCGAGGACUCGGAGGCAGUCGAAGGAAGCAACGGCUUCUCCACCCCUCCCGUCGGCGGCUUCAACACCCCAGCCCCCGGAGGCGCCGCGACAAACGCCGACGCCAUGGAUGUCGACGGCCCUACGCUCAACAGUAUGGCUCUCAACCAGGCCUUUGAUGAGGCGGCUGAGCAUCCCUUCGAGGAUGAGGAGUACAAGAUCUGGAAGCAGACGACUAAGAAGGACAGGGCGCUCACGGCCAAGGAGCGUCACUUUCUCUUCAAGGACAACAAGAUCAACAUAGACGCGCCCGCCGCCCUCAGGACAAAGGCCGCUAUGCGACGCUUCAUCAAGCACCAGAAGGAGGCCGAGAUGGAAGCCUCUGGUGAUGGCCCCGAAGCAUCAUUUCCAUCAUCAUCAGCUCGGGCGACGAACAACCUGGAUGGUGCUGAUGGUAGUGGGUCAACACACGGCCAGGGACAGGGCCAGGGCCAGGGACAGGGACAGGCCCAGCAGAAGCCAUCUGAGACGUUGGCGGAGGGAAUAGAUGACGAGGCCGUCGUCGAUAGGGUCAUACCAGACUACUACGACGCUCUGAGCAACAUUCCUGACAUCCAGCCCAAGUUUCAGUGGGUGGAGGACGAUCAGGGCCAGGUCAUCAACCAGCACGAGGAUUUUCUCCGUCUGGUCCCUGCCGGGUCGUUUAUCGCGCCGCAGAGCAAGUUGACCAAGAAGAUCGAUGACAAUGUUCACCAGAUUCAGAACACGAGGAAGCUCGUUAGCAAGAUUUCGGUGAUAAAGCAGAUGCAGGUUCAGACACAGGUCUACACAAAUCAGUUUCCCAAGGCCAAUAUAGAGUCAUUCACGGAACAAGAUAUUGAGCCUCACUUCAUCUCUGACAAUGGCCCUGUUAUGGCCCCGGAGACGUGCCACGACGCCCUAAGGCGGUCCAUAACGAAGCUACUGUACCACGCGGGCUUUGAGGAGACGCAGCCGUCGGCGGUGGACGUCUUCACCGACAUCACGGCCGACUACUUCCAGAAGCUGAUCAGGACGUUCAACGUGUACAGCGAGGCGGAGAAGCGGGGGGUAGAAAACGUCGAGGGGGUGCGGUCGCAACCGCGGUUCACGCCCGAGGAGGUGCUCCUGCACACGCUGGACGAGAACGGUCACGACGUGGUGGCGCUGGACUCGUACAUUAACGAGGAGAUGGACCGGCACAGCAGCAAGCUGGGGGCGCUGCACGAGCGCAUGAAGAUGCACCUGACAGAUCUGCUGCGGCCGGUGGUGGCGGGCGACCAGGGCCCAGACGGCGUGGGCGCUUUCAAGGACGGCAGCGAGACGUUUGUCAGCGGAGACUUUGCCGACGACCUGGGCGAGGACUUCUUCGGGUUCCGCGCCCUGGGACUGGAUGGCGAGCUCGGCGGCGCGCUGGGCGUGCCGUUCCACCUCCUCCAGACGCGCGUGCGCAACCAGUACCAGAUGCAGACACAGUCCGCCGACGACGCGACGGCCGACAUGUUUGAGAGCCUGCCGCCGCUGCCGCCGGUCAGCAAGGACAACAUCGACGACCAGAUCGGCCUGGUCAAGAACUUCUUCCUGGCUAAGCUCCACGCCAACAAUGACGAGCCCCUGGUCGAGGACGAAGAACUCCCCGUUAAACAGAGGAAGCCGCGUCCACGUCUCGGUGCCACGGGCAAGAUCGUCUCCGCCCAGAAGCGUCCUCCACGUGAGCAACUCGCCCUUGCCAAGAAGAAGAAGAGACUCGAGGCGCAAGCGGCUGCAGCUGCCGCCGCGGCUCCAGAGGGCAGGGCAAACGGUCCCAACGGCACGCCGGUGAAGAAGAAGUCGAUGAGCGUGCCCAACGGCGCAAGCCUGCCCAACCCGGCCGUCGCGGCGCUGGGCACAUCCAUGGAACGUACGGAUAGCAUGCAGAGCGGCGGAGGAACGAGCCAGACGGACAAGGACGAAGGGACAGGCAUGAUGAGCCCGGAGAGCAUCGCUCAGUAG
This is a messenger RNA of Geosmithia morbida, 3654 nucleotides long. RefSeq names its product transcriptional activator SPT7. Gene Ontology annotation, biological process: regulation of transcription by RNA polymerase II. NCBI's taxonomy places the organism in Eukaryota, Fungi, Ascomycota, Sordariomycetes, Hypocreales, Bionectriaceae. Gene Ontology annotation, cellular component: SAGA complex; SLIK (SAGA-like) complex. The coding region runs from base 1 to 3654 and encodes 1217 amino acids. The transcript is spliced from 3 exons. Gene Ontology annotation, molecular function: structural molecule activity; protein heterodimerization activity. The record is from RefSeq and is a predicted model, not a curated record.